UACACGGGUGCGUGGGAGGAUGCACAGACUGUUUAAGACUGGGAGGGGAAGACGCGUGACCAGUCCUAGUGUCGCCGCCACACCAUGAAGAGCCUACGUACAGCCUUCGCCCUCCUGGCCCUCGCCGCCCUGAGUGUUGCGGGUCCCUUGGAGAGGAUCAUCGGUGGAUCCUACACCAGUGAUGGAGACUACCCUGAAGUGGUGUCGGUGUACACAGACCCGCUGGUGGGCGGCAGACGUCACCUGUGUGGAGGCAUCAUCGUCAACGACAACCAUGUGCUCACCACCGCCACCUGUGUCGAGGGUGAGGGUAUGCUCUACCUGCACGUGAUGGGCGCAGGCUCCAACCUCGACGGCACGUCAGGCUACGAGGAGUACAAAAAUGUCAAUGAAAUUUUCAUCCACGAGAAUUAUGAGGCGGUGACACACACGAACGACCUGGCUAUUCUCCGGCUCAGCCACAAUUUCGUCUUCGUUAGCGGCCUGAUAUCCCCCGCAGUGCUGCCUCCCCCUGACACCCCAGAGCCAGCCACUGGCACUGUCGUGACGGUCGUGGGCUGGGGCCAGGACGGGCCAGACGGAGUGAUCCAGAGCCAGCAGAAGGCGGUCAACCUGACCUACAUGUCCCAGGUGGAAUGCGCCGAUAUCUACGGAAUGUUCGUGCAGCCCAACGAGGGGUGCUUGCAGAGCACCGAAACGGAGGGAGUCUGUGUGGGGGACGAAGGCGCGUUGGUCCGUGCCGCCGAUGGGACCGCGUUGGCUAUGGUGUCUUGGCAUCUCAGCUGUAACGACUACCCGGCUGUGGUGAAUCUUCUCGCUCCUUACUACGACUGGAUCGUUGGCCACUUCGAGUCCUAAGUUUGCCGUGUCACCAACAAGGAGAGACGAGCAGCAUCGUGUCUAAUGGAGAAGACCGAGUAACGCUUCGAAGGCAUGUUUCGUUUAUGUCAAAAAAUGGUGAAAUUAUUAAAGUAGACAUAAAACUUA
This is a messenger RNA of Eriocheir sinensis (Chinese mitten crab), 987 nucleotides long. RefSeq names its product trypsin-1-like. NCBI's taxonomy places the organism in Eukaryota, Metazoa, Arthropoda, Malacostraca, Decapoda, Varunidae. Gene Ontology annotation, molecular function: serine-type endopeptidase activity. The transcript has 7 exons. The record is from RefSeq and is a predicted model, not a curated record. Bases 85 to 858 code for a protein of 257 amino acids. Gene Ontology annotation, biological process: proteolysis.